Messenger RNA from Paramecium primaurelia, 259 nucleotides. The record is from the annotation of a GenBank genome assembly. NCBI's taxonomy places the organism in Eukaryota, Ciliophora, Oligohymenophorea, Peniculida, Parameciidae.
AUGAGUUUAAUACAAAAUGAUGAAAAUUUCAUUUCAAAAAGAAUGGCAGUAGCUAUAGCAAUCUUAAUAUUGUAUUUAUUGCAUUACACAACUUUAUUUUUAAGUUCAUGCUUCAAUUAUAAAUAUUAAGGAGAAUAUACAAGUAGAAGAAUAUUUUUGUAUGGUAUAUCAGGUAUAAAUAAAAUAUAUUAAGGAUUAUUAAGUAUGAGUGCAAUAUAGAGUAAUAUAUUUUCAGCUGUAUUAGCUUGGUUAACAUUGA